AAACAAAAUAUCUAUUUUUAGUCUGCAAAACUGAAAGAGACGUGUAGGCGGUUUGCCGAGCGAGUGCAGCACGAGCAGCAUAGUGCAGAACUAAUCAUGGUGCAGCUCGACUGCAAAUCCCGACGGGGCACCAAAAUCUCGGUCAUCGUGCUGGGCAGCGCCCUGUGCUUUGUGAUGAUGGCAUACUUUGUGUUUGGGGACAGCAACGACGAGCAGGGCUUGCGAAAUCUACGCAUGAUCUCCAUUCUGUUUCGUCACGGCGCCAAGAAUCCAAGUGGGUUUUAUCCGCAUGAUCCGCAUGCAGCGCACGACUGGCAGGGUGGCAUUAGCGCCCUCACACCGAGGGGCAGCCUGCAGGCUUACAAUCUGGGCAAGAACCUGCGGAUGCGCUACUAUCGCCUGUUUCCUCCGAACAGCCUCUACACACAGCAGCAGGUGCACGUGCUCAGCUCUGCUGCGGAACGCUGUGUGAUGAGCGCCCAAAGCGUCUUGGCCGGUUUCAUGCCACCGCUGGAGAACAAUAAUGUGCUGCCCAUACCCUGGCAACCAGUGGCUGUAAAUACAUUAUCUCGCAACGAUGACAUUCUGCUGGCCCAGAAGAAACCCUGCCUCAAAUAUGACACCAUACUGCAGAAGCUCUACAAGUCGCCCACACCAGAACUGCAGAAACUGAACGAGGACAACAAGGAGCUGUACAAGCUGCUCACAAAGAACACAGGCAAGAACAUUUCGAAUGUGUUGGAUGUGGAGCUGCUGUACGGCACACUGAAGACGGAGGAGGAGGCGGGUCUGGUGCUGCCCGAUUGGACCGAGAAUAUAUAUCCAGAGGAGAUACGGCCGCUGGCCGAGCGUAGCUAUGCUUUGUUCACAGAAUCCAAUCUGAUGAAGCGCAUCAAGGGCGGCGCCUUCCUCACUGAAAUACUCAACAAAAUGCAAAAUAAACGCAAGAAGAACUUGAGUCCGGAUCGAAAGAUAUUCCUAUAUGCCGGGCACGAUGUCACGCUGGUUAAUGUGAUGAACUCGCUGGGGAUACUGGAUCAGACGGCCAAGCUGCCGGAAUACGCAUCCGCCUUGGCCUUUGAGCUGCAUCACAGCAAAUACUUUAGUGAUGGCGACUUCGAAGUGAAGUUGGUUUACUACUACAACAGCGACGACAAGUUCCCCAAGGAGCUGAGCAUACCCAAUUGUGAUGUGCCCUGCUCGCUCACGCAGUUUGAGGCCUCGCUGAAGGCACUGCUCCUGGACAACUACGACGAUACCUGCGAGAAUCAUCCGCCCGACUGCAGAAACUAAAAUUAUUGAUUCGUUUUGUUUUGUUUUGUUAUUCAAAACUUAAUAUAAUAGAGAGGUAAAGGUUGCUGCUGCUCUAAGCAGCCCAGUUGUAAAA
This is a messenger RNA of Drosophila guanche, 1387 nucleotides long. RefSeq names its product lysosomal acid phosphatase. The coding region runs from base 97 to 1293 and encodes 398 amino acids. Gene Ontology annotation, molecular function: phosphatase activity. Gene Ontology annotation, biological process: dephosphorylation. The transcript is spliced from 7 exons. Lineage: Eukaryota; Metazoa; Arthropoda; Insecta; Diptera; Drosophilidae. The record is from RefSeq and is a predicted model, not a curated record.